UUGGAGUUCCGGGCCUGUUGUAUCCUCCAUAAUUUGCUGCAAUCUGGGGGGGCUAUGCCAGAUGCGGACGGGGAGCUCAGUGAUGCGUCGUCUCCCGAUGCUCCACCUCAGGAUGUUGACCUCCGUGUUGAAGGCGCCCCAUUGGAGUUUAUGUUUGGCAGGGAGCGCGGCCAGGCGGUGCGGGACGCAUUGUGCGCUGAGGUUGUCCGUUUGUGGGAGCUGCGGCAGCGACAGGCCGUUUAGUUGGUUCAUCGUGGAUUGUUUAAGCCCUAUUGCAGGCUCCCCGAUUCACACAAGUCUUACAAUUCUCCUUGCAGUUGCAGGUGUUGGGUUCGGGGCUGCCCUCUCUCACUGUUUGUACUUGCUCGACCACGACGACAGUGGUGCCAUGGCGGGAAAUGUGUCACGCAGGAACUACGUGUUCGAGAAGCAUGUGCUCAUCCAGAGCUUGGAUAGGACGGAGGCGGAGGUCGCACGGCUGCAUAGGUUCCUGGUUACGAGGGCCGACAACUUCACAAUCACACUGAGGAGCAGGGGGAGUGAACACACGACAGACAUAUCCUUGGAGAACAUACAUGAUCGCCACAGGGCUUCCUCCGUGUUGAGACGGCUGCGCGAGUCGCGUGACGCUCUACGCCAAUGUUGUGACGAUGUUGUCGGCAACAAUAUGCAGCUACGCCGACAGCUUGAUCGUUGGAGACGUGUGGCUGAGGACAUGCGGGAAAGAUUUGAGCAUGCUUCCCGUGCUUUGGACACUGCUGUGCAGCAGAGGGAUGAUGCCAUGCGCAGGUUGGAGUCCGCUGAGGAGGAGUUGAGAGUGGCGCGGGCUCAGGCAGAGACAGCAUGGCGGUUUUAUGACGAGGUGCUUCACGGCGUAGCAUGUGAAGGCAUGACAGAGGGUGAGCAGCUGGCAACGCAGUUGGACCGCUUGUGUGUUUCGGGGAAGGGGAAAGGGAAGGAGGCUUCGACGUCGUAAGCCUCUUCCUGUAGUGCCUGCGACGCCAACCGCGCCGCUUUGUUGGAGAAGGAGAAGGAAAUUGCGAGU
Messenger RNA from Chara braunii, 1045 nucleotides. NCBI's taxonomy places the organism in Eukaryota, Viridiplantae, Streptophyta, Charophyceae, Charales, Characeae. The record is from the annotation of a GenBank genome assembly.